AUUGCGAAAAAAUACCUUACCUUUAAUUGUGUGCUGGGAUAGGGUUGAGAAGAUGAUACCAUAAAUUGAAUGAGGAACAGAUAAAACUAUUUUGUUAAAAUUAUGAUGUAAUGUCAGCCUAUCAGAAUACUGAAAAUCUCUAUAGUCACACAUAAUAAGGAGUCAGCUAACUUUGAUAAAUCGUGAUUUUUAUCACGUGAGCUUAUUUUUCAUUCAGUGCUGAUUAUAAAUUUUUUACAAUAAAAGUGGUCAUCAAGGCGUUUUUCUGUCUUCCAACUUGUAGAGGUCUGUCACGAUGAAACUUUUUGUUGGAAUUACGUUGCUUUCGGUCCUUAGUUUGUCUUUAGGUGACAAGCUUUUAAGGGUUAAGCUUGCUCAUUCAAGACCAGUCCGCCACAAAUUACAUGAAGUUGGAACACCUGUAGAAAUCGCUUUACCGAGAAGGAUCUUGGGAAAAAGUCCAUUCCCAGAACCUCUUUCAAAUUAUUUGGAUGCCCAAUAUUAUGGACAAAUUUCCAUUGGAACUCCGCCACAAACCUUCAAAGUAGUUUUUGACACUGGAUCUUCUAACUUAUGGGUACCUUCAAAGAAAUGCAAGUGGACCAACAUUGCUUGCCUUCUACACAACAAAUAUGACAGCAGCAAAUCCAGUACAUACAAAGCAAAUGGAACUGCUUUUGAAAUCAAAUAUGGAAGUGGUAGCAUGACUGGAUUUUUGAGUACCGAUACAGUUGCAAUUGGAGGAGUACAGGUUGCCAGCCAAACUUUCGCUGAAGCCGUCACAGAACCAGGACUGACUUUUGUUGCUGCUAAAUUUGAUGGAAUCCUUGGAAUGGGAUUCAGCACUAUUUCUGUUGAUGGUGUCACUCCUGUUUUUGACAACAUGUUGAAGGAAAAAGUAGUAGAUAAACCAGUUUUCUCUUUCUACCUUAGCAGAAAUCCUAACGCUAGCGCCGGUGGAGAAAUUAUUUUUGGUGGAAGUGAUCCAAAUCAUUACAAGGGUGAUUUCACUUAUGUGCCUGUUGACAAGAAAGGAUACUGGCAAUUCCACAUGGACUCGAUAAGCGUCAAUGGUAAAACUAGUGCUUAUUGCUCAAGUGGAUGUGAAGCUAUUGCAGAUACAGGAACUUCCCUAAUUGCUGGACCUGUUGAUGAAAUUGACAAAUUGAACAAGGAAAUUGGAGCAACUCCAUUAAUGCAAGGAGAAUACGUUGUUGACUGUAACUUGAUUCCCAAAUUACCAACAGUAUCUUUUACUCUCGGAGGAAAAAAAUUUGAUUUGAAAGGAUCUGAUUAUGUUAUUCAAGUUUCACAAUUGGGACAAACCAUCUGUUUGAGUGGCUUCAUGGGAAUUGACAUUCCCAAACCAGCCGGACCAUUGUGGAUUUUGGGAGAUGUUUUUAUUGGACGUUAUUACACAGAAUUCGAUUACGCUAACAGCAGAGUUGGUUUCGCCGACGCAAAAUAAAUUUCUAAAAAAGAUAAAAACAAAUUCUUUAAAUUUAUUUUAAAAAAACCGAUUCUUUAAGAUUAAUAGAAAAUUUUUUAAGCUUUAAGACUUUUGUUACGUUUUAUCUUGUGUAAAAACUCUUUAAAAAUGUCUUUUUGAAUAAAUAUAUUUUUAUAAAA
Molecule: messenger RNA, 1629 nt
Organism: Parasteatoda tepidariorum (common house spider)
Lineage: Eukaryota; Metazoa; Arthropoda; Arachnida; Araneae; Theridiidae
Product: lysosomal aspartic protease
Biological process (GO): cell death; proteolysis
Cellular component (GO): lysosome
Molecular function (GO): aspartic-type endopeptidase activity
Source: RefSeq, a predicted model, not a curated record